CUAUUUCCGCGCGACGCGUGCUCGCCGCACGAUCGGGACGCGUGUGCCCUCCUCGUGUCGCCCGUGCCGCGCCGUGACUCGUGAGAGGGUAGUGUGCGCGCCGAGUGCCCCAGCAGUGCCUCCUCGCCGACGAGCGUUCGCUCGUCCGUCCGUCCGUCCGUCGCUUAAGUUCGUUGCUUCGUCCGUUUGCGGAGGGAAACGUCUGUACCGUGAAUUGGUGAAGAGAGAGAGGAGGGAUUGCACACCGAGGCGAUAUCGCGAUACAUAUCGCGAGCACUCGCGAGUGAACGGCCCGAUGUGAACCGCGCGCGCGAGGAGUUACGGAGAGGGUUGAUCCGGUGUUGUCUCGCGGCGUGGGCGCGCGCGCGCGCGCCUGCCUGUCGAUCGCCCUGUGUGAACGUACGUUGUCAUAUCGACUUGGAUCUCGCCCGCUCUCUUCCUCCGUCGUCACCAACCGCGUCUCGUCGUCGUCGUCUUUGCCGGCUCUCUUCAGAGUUGAACGACUGCGCGCGGCGCAAGAAAUCGGCCCGGAUCAUGGAUUGGACCCGGGGGAUCGGGCUGACCAGCGUGUUGUUGUUCUGCCUCGGGAUCGGAGAAACAAACGGCCUGAGGAUGCUGGAGCUGGUGGUGCCGGAGCACGUGGUGCGCGGGCAAAAUAUACGUCUCGAGUGCAACUUUAAUCUGGACGGCGAGACGCUGUAUUCGGUCAAGUGGUACAAGGACGGCAACGAGUUCUACCGAUACGUACCCCAGGACAAGCCACCUGUUCUGGUGUUCCCCUUGCCGGGUGUCACCGCGAACAUUCACAAUUCCACCGAACGGUCGGUCGUCCUUCAAUCCGUGAACCUCAUGAGCACGGGCCGCUACAGAUGCGAAGUUUCGGCGGAGGCGCCGUCCUUUCAGACCGUUUCCGACCACUCGGAUAUGCUGGUAGUCGCCCUGCCGGAGGAGGGGCCCAUUAUCACGACGCGACCCGAGAAACAUCGUAAUCAAGUCGGCGACGUCGUGCGAUACAAUUGCACUUCGGCGAAGUCGAAGCCACCUGCCAUACUCAGCUGGUUCAUCAACGGCGAACAAGUCGACAUGCAGUUCUUGAAGGGGCCCCACGUCACCGACGCGGACCGGGAGGGUCUGAAGACUACCACGCUCGGUCUGGAGUUCCGUCUGCGCUCGAAGCACUUCAAGAGGGGAGACUUGAAGAUCAAAUGCCUGGCGAUGAUAGCGACCGUAUAUUGGAAAUCGAAUGAGCUCAGCAUAGAGGGUGAGAGGCCCCUGAAGAUGCCGGUAAUGGAGAGCAGGGAGACAAGGGCGCAAGGGCACACGCACGCCGAGCAUAUCCUAGCGAACGGAAGGAGCACAACGUUAGGACCGUGUGCCGUGCUGAUCGUCGCUGGAUUACUGAUGUCGCGGUAAGGACCGAGGGUACACCUCCGCCCUCCGCCCUCUGUGCUCAUCCUCUAAGGCCUGGAAGCCACCCUCGUGUGACAUUAUUACGUAAUAAAUUACCCACGUUGUUUAUAUUUUUUAUAAUUGCAAUUAGUGAAGUUAGAGACCACGUAAUCGUAGGCAGACGACACAUUAUCGGUACGUUAUCACGUAGUAAACCUUGAUCGAACGCGCGGAGGCGCCUCUGGAAGAAGCCGCUGAGGGAUGCACCUGUCUUUCCUUUUCACCCUAUCCGUCGGAAAAUCGCGCGUUGAUUCUCUCGCGUUACGCAAAUUGCACAACCGCGUUCGCGAGCACGAAAGAAAAGCCACGACAGGGCGUUCUCGCUUUCGUCACGAUCUGUCGUUUAUCGCGAAAAUCGAAGCCGCGACUGUUCUCUCUCUCUUUUCUUCUCCUUCCUUCUCUCUCCCUCUCUCUCUCUCUCUCUCUCUCUCUUUUUCUCACUCUCUUUUAUUUUUUUCAUUUUUAACAUCGCCCAUCGGCGACUCACGCGUAAGUGCAUAAUUCGAUCUCUUCGGACACACGUUCACGCGGCAUACACAACACGAUAACAUACCACACGCAUAAUAUACACAUACACACGCGGAAACCCACAUACGCACUUCGUCUGUAUAUUCGCUUUGUGGCUAGCGCGUAUCCGCCGUGCGAGCGCGAAGAACGUGGCGAUUCCCCGAGUUUUUAUCGAAUUUUUAUUAAACCGCGCGUGUUAUGUGUCCGAAUCAACGGCCGGAGGAAGCGACGAAGCGUGCGAGUGCGCUUUAUUCGGUGUCAAUUCGCGAUAUAAAAAUAUCUCCGGCCGUUAUGAGACCCUCCCCCUCCUCGGAGCGUUAACACGAUCGAUUAGCGCACACCGCGCUCGAAAACUGCCCCAAGAUACUGCCCCUCUUCGAGAUACUGCCCCGCAAAAUAUUCCAAGCCUCGUUGCUCGACGGGAUUAACAAUUAUCGGCGUGCCUCCGUUCGACACUUCGUACGGCGGAUAUUUAGUUGAGAAGACCGAGGGCGACGCGCGCGACGGCGAUACGUGCUCGCACCGGUCGAUGAAAUAAGCGCGGAUCGGGAGCCCGCGUGUCGGGCAAGGACGAGGAAGGGAGAGAAAUGGAGCGACGCGAGACACCAAUAAUGACGACAACAACAGCAGCAGCAGCACAGCGAGAGAAAUCACGUCGUUCGCCGUAGCCCUUAACGAUCUAGUCGCUAUUAAUCGUGCGUAACGAGAUAAUGUCCUAGGAAUAAUUGUACGACAUGUGUGACUGUAGCGUGCGUUUACCAAAGAUUUUUGAACUUUUCACGCUAAGCAUUCCUAAUUGUUAAUCACGGUGGCAUCACGGUGUGUAGAGAGACAUUCGUCGGUAAAAAGAAAAAAAAACACAGGAAAAAGAAAAAAAGUACUGCCACACUCUUUAUCUAUGAUAGCUGUAAGGGCACUCCUCUGUACAUAUGUAUAUAUUAU
Molecule: messenger RNA, 2898 nt
Organism: Dinoponera quadriceps
Lineage: Eukaryota; Metazoa; Arthropoda; Insecta; Hymenoptera; Formicidae
Exons: 6
Coding region: 535-1413 (292 amino acids)
Source: RefSeq, a predicted model, not a curated record